AUGCCAGAUAUCCAAAUUAUCCCAGAGCUCACCGAAGAAGGAGUCGAGGGAUUAUUCUGCUUUCCAAUGGUUUGGGAUCAGCAGACGUGGGCCACUAUGUCACUUUCACAGCAGGUUCGGGUGAAAUUUGAAUACAAUUACACUGCUCGAGAUGGCAGAGAGGUGUCCAUCAAACCCAACGAGCACUACACCCUGGUAGCCAAGACCAAUGAAACCUGGUGGCACGUUCGGAAGGCACGAGACGGACAAGCCUUUUUCAUUCCAGCUAUGUACGUGACCGAGCUCCCACCUGAAACAAACCAAACUCCACUGGACCCUCCAGAAGAGUUUAGUGGAUUGAAACCCCUCGAGCCCAGCUCCGAGACAGCUCCUGACAGUCUUCCCGCCAACAUUAAACCUGCUGAGGUCACGCUUCGAGUCCCUGACUCCAUAAAACGAGACUCCGAGAAAGACGGCCAUAGAAUAUCAACAUAUAUUAUUCCAAAGGAAUUCUUUGAACUGAAGGGUUUGGAUCCAGACCCCUUAAAGGUUAAAGCAGAGGCCGGUCCUGUGCCUGAACUCCAGUUUUAUGACAAUGUUUCUUUCAACCCUGGUUCUCCAUCUAAUGGGCAAACACCACCCUCUAUCUUAUUGACAUCUGCUUUUACAGAUACCACCUCAGUUGAGAUCAAAUCAAUUGAGAGUCCAAAAGAGUCAAUAGAGAGUCCUCGGGUGGACUCAAAGUCCCUGGACCAAGAUAUUCAAAUGCUCAUUAGAGCUGGCUGGAGUAAAGACAUUUGGAACCUCAUGGAUAAAGACAAGAAUGUGUAUGAGAGUAUAAAUAUGGUGAGAGAACCAGAAUCCUCCAAACCUGAUGAUAAUAUGACAGUAAAGACACAGAGUUCCCCGGUCCCAAGCCCUGUUACACCAGAUGAGCCUCUGGUAGAGGAUGACAACGCUCUCACAGCGGUGUAUGUAAACAUCCCACGUGCGCGUCGGAGAACCAUUGACACCUCCAGUCCCAUUACUCCUCCAUUACAGGACUUCCCGGACCCUCCCGAUACCCUCCUUUUGGACUCUGCGGGAUGGGAGGUCCAUACUGACGACCAGAGCGGGCAAGAGUACUACUUCCACCCCUCCACGGGCCGGAGCACCUGGGAGUUUCCCCUCAGCUACUCCAUGGAUUCGUCAGUGGCGACGGAAGAGGCCCGUUCUCCUCCCUCUUUCCCCCAGUCUCCCAUCUGCUCGCCCGCAGGCCCUUCUCCUCAGAGAUGGAGCUCGGACUGGGAGAAGGUGCUGGAUGACAAUACUGGCAGACAUUACUUCUUUAACUCUGUGUCGGGUCAGAGCUCAUGGGAUCCCCCGGAGGACAUCAGCUCACCAGGGAACAUAACAUUUCUGGAAGAUUUCCCGCUUCCGCUUCCUGAGGAAGACUACCCAGCAUCGCCAGAACUGGAGGAAUCGUCUCCUCUCUCUAUGCCAGCAGAAUAUUCUUUGAUUAAAAUGAAGAAGGUCUUUAUUCCCAGGGUAAGUCUGGAUCAAAGCACCCCACCAGGAUGGACCCUCGGCAUUGACCCUGAAGGAACUUGGGUCUUCACAAGCCACUUCACGCAGGAACAGUGGAUUAAGUCGCUAGAUGAUCGAGGGCGGACAUACUACUACCUAAGAGACGGCAGCAAGUCCCAGUGGAACUUACCUGAGUACUCUGGAAAUCCAGGGCAGUAUGGAGUGGGAAAUGGAGCCUCAGGAGAGCAGGACUCAAUGGGAUCGAUGCAAAGCUGGAGACACAGUACAGGAUACCAGGAAGAUAAGAGUCAUUCAUCAUACCCUCUGAAUAGAUCAGACAGUGACGCCUCCAACUCUCCUGAGAUGCCACAUAAUGUUUCAAACUUGGAAAAGGCUGGAAUCCUGAACAAAACAAAGGUGUCUGAAAACGGGAAGAAAAUUAGGAAGAACUGGGGUAAUUCCUGGACGGUUCUCCAUGGAGGAAGACUGACAUUCCAUAAGGACCCAAAGUCCACGGCAACCGGAGCAUCGAGCAAGACAAAUCAUAUAGUCCCAGAAUUCACAGUUGAUCUGAAAGGGGCUACAAUUGGCUGGGCAACCAAGGACAAGUCAAGCAAGAAAAAUGUUUUUGAGCUGAAGAGUCGGAAUGGCGCGGAGUACUUGAUCCAGUACGACACUGAAAGCAUCAUCACUGACUGGUAUAAAGUCAUCGUAGAUACCAUAAGCCAGCUGGAUUUGGAACAGCACCACUCUGAAGAUGAGGAGGAAAUCAGUGAGAAGUCCUCAAGCUUAGACAGAGAGGAAAAACCCUUUGACAAAAGAACUAUGAGCAAUGCAUCUCGACUGACUUCAUCCAGUUCGGCAUCUGAAGCAGAUCAGAAGAAGGUUCGCUCCAAACUGAAGAAGUUUCUCCUCAAGCGGCCCACCCUGCAGUCAGUCAAAGAGAAGGGAUAUAUCAGAGAAAAUGUAUUUGGAUGCCACUUGCACAAUCUCUGUAACCAAGAGAACACGACAGUGCCCAGCUUUGUGGAGAAAUCCAUCCGGGCGGUAGAGAAAAGAGGUCUGGGGAUCGAUGGACUCUACAGAGUUAGUGGGAAUUUGGCGGUCAUCCAGAAACUGCGUUUCAAAGCAGAUCAUGAGAAUCUGGACCUGGAGGAGAGUAACUGGGAUAUCCAUGUGAUCACAGGAGCACUGAAGCUCUUCUUCAGAGAACUGCAGGAGCCUCUGUUCCCUUACAAUCUCUUCAAUGAUUUCAUCUGUGGCAUCAAAAUCCCUGAUUAUUUAAAAAAAAUAUCACACAUGAAAAAUAUUGUGCGGUCUUUGCCAACACCCAACCGUGACACAAUGGAGGCCCUCUUCAGCCAUUUACGCAAGGUCGUUCAACAUGGUAAUGAGAACAGAAUGACUGUGCAGAAUGUGGCUAUCGUCUUCGGCCCAACGUUACUCAAACCAGAGGUGGAGACAGCGAACAUCGCCACAUACAUGGUCUUCCAGAACCAGAUUGUAGAAUUCUUACUCAAUGAAUUUGAGUCGAUCUUCCACAUGUGAUUGACAUGAACUUGCACUGAAUAAAAAAAACAA
Molecule: messenger RNA, 3066 nt
Organism: Rhinichthys klamathensis goyatoka
Lineage: Eukaryota; Metazoa; Chordata; Actinopteri; Cypriniformes; Leuciscidae
Gene: arhgap27
Product: Rho GTPase activating protein 27
Biological process (GO): regulation of GTPase activity; signal transduction
Cellular component (GO): cytoplasm
Molecular function (GO): protein binding
Source: RefSeq, a predicted model, not a curated record